Molecule: messenger RNA, 3264 nt
Organism: Kluyveromyces lactis
Lineage: Eukaryota; Fungi; Ascomycota; Saccharomycetes; Saccharomycetales; Saccharomycetaceae
Gene: HFM1
Product: DNA helicase
Exons: 1
Coding region: 1-3264 (1087 amino acids)
Molecular function (GO): nucleic acid binding; ATP binding
Source: RefSeq, a predicted model, not a curated record
AUGUCGAAAGAGUAUGAAAUUAGUAGCUCCAACACUUCAAAUGAUACCACAUUCCAGCUUAAUUUCUCGAAUUCUUUGACUCGUCCAUUAAGGAAAAAACCCAAAAUCGCAACAUUACAAAAGGACCCUGUUAAUGAAAUCCGUUUGUUACCUGUUUCAGUGCUACCGGACUCUGCUCAGUGUAUAUUCCCUUUCGAAAAUUUUAAUAGAAUGCAGACUGAAUCGUUCGAAAACAUCUACCGAUCCAAUGAAAACUGCAUCGUCACCUCCCCAACAGGAUCCGGAAAGACAGUCUUAUUUGAAUUAGCCAUUUUAAACGCAAUGAACAGGCUCGAUAGACCUUCUUCGGUAAAGGUGCUUUAUAUUGCACCUACUAAAUCGUUAUGCAACGAGAAGUAUCAACAGUGGAAAUCGAAGUUUAUCAUGUUAUCAGUUGGAAUGUUGACAAGUGAUACUUCCUUCACAGAAUUGGAAAAAGUAAAAGCCGCAAACAUCAUCAUAUGUACACCUGAGAAAUGGGAUGUUAUAACAAGGAAAUGGACAGAUUAUCCUCAGUUCUUUGCCAUAUUGAGCCUUGUGUUGGUAGAUGAGAUUCAUAUUUUGCAGGAGCAUCGUGGAAGUACAUUGGAAGUUAUUCUUACUAGAAUGAAUUCAAUGUGUCAAAAUUUGAGAAUAGUUGCUGUAAGUGCAACCAUUCCUAAUAUACAUGAUAUUGCUGACUGGUUGAAAACUGGAGGACCUACUGGCGUUCCAGCAAAAGUACUAGCCUUUGAUGACAGUUACCGACAGGUGGUGUUAAGACAUCACGUUUAUUCAUUCUACAAUAAAUUCAAUAAUGAAUUCCAAAUGGACGCUUUGUUUAAUACAAGAUUGGUCGAACUCAUUAACAAGCACAGCAAAGGAAAACCUGUUCUAAUUUUUUGCCCCACCAGACAAUCGACCAUUGUAACAGCAAGACACAUCGCCCUACAUGACCACGAAAUGAAUAACACCAGUAGUAAACGUUCAAAUAUUAAACUACAGGACAAACAAUUAAGCGAGAUUGCACAGAAGGGAAUUGCUUUCCACCAUGCCGGAUUGUCAAUGACGGAUAGGAGCGUGAUUGAAGACAAAUUCACCAACGGUGACAUAAAAGUGUUGUGUUCGACUUCAACUUUGGCUGUCGGAGUCAAUUUACCAGCUUAUUUGGUUAUUAUUAAAGGUACAAGGAUGUGGUCCAUCAACGGUUCCCAAGAAUAUUCAACUCUAGACAUUUUACAGAUGAUCGGAAGAGCAGGAAGACCACAGUUUGAAACAGAAGGGACCGCAUUGAUCUUAACGGACGAAGGAUCCCAAGAAAAAUACGAGAAUCUUUUGAAGGGAACCUCCACCUUAGAGAGUUGUUUGCAUUUGAAUCUAGCCGAAAACAUUGUUGCUGAAAUUGCACUAAAUUCUAUUACAUCGAUAAAAUCUGCGAUGAAUUGGUUGAAAAACACUUUCUUUUAUAGACGAUAUCUUAAGAAUCCAGCUCAUUAUAGUGUUAUUAGAAGCAGUAUACUGACUUCGGACGCUGAAUGCCAGUUAACUCAUUUUUGUGAACGAACACUAAAGGAUCUUCUUUCUUAUAAAAUAAUCCUUGACAACAACGGAAAUUUGUGUGCUUCUGGAUAUGGACAGGCAAUGACUAGGCACUAUAUCCUUGGAGAUACGGUCAAAAACAUCAUAAGAUCAAACACAUCACUAAAGUCGCUUGAGGUACUUAAAAUAUUGGCCAAUGCUAGCGAAUUUGAUAGUAUUCGUUUGAAGCAUAAUGAGAAGAAAUUGUAUCGAGAAAUCAAUGCAAAUCCUCUUUUGCGGUACCCAUUUACAGAUAAGAAGAAACAGCUAAUGUCAAUAACUUCUAAAGAACAGAAAAUUUCGUUAUUAAUCCAGUACGAAUUAAGCGGUUUAGAGUAUCCUUCUUACAAAGAUGCACAAAAACAUCACCAAACAUUAGUUCAGGAUAAGAUGCUUGUUUUCAGACAUGCUCCUCGAGUACUCAAAUGUAUGAUUGAUUGCUUUAUUGAGAAAUAUGAUGGAGAUUCAUUGAAAAGUACUUUAUUUCUUUUGCGUAGUGUCGCCGGUAAAGGUUGGGAGGAUACUCCGAUGAUCUUAAGACAACUAAACACCAUUGGUUUGGUAUCACUACGGAAAUUAGUGAGUCACGGAGUAUGUACAUUUGCAGAUAUGGAAAAACUCACAGAACAACAGAUCGAAUAUUAUCUCAGUUUGCGACCAGGCAACGGAUAUAAAAUCAAAAGUGACUUACAAAUGAUUCCUUUAUUAUCGCUCGAAUACAGUGUAGAAGAAAAGACGGUAACUCAAAACGCAAUCCAUGUUUCAUUUAAAGUAGAAGUACAAGCCAAUUUUAAAUCUGCAUCUUGGCAUGGUCAACAACUUUGUAUGCUGAUCAUGUUGAAGACUGAUACAGGCAUAUUAAUAGAUUUUCGGCGAACGUUCUUGAGUAAGUUAAAGACACCCAAAGCCUUCAGAAUAACCAUCCAGGUAGACAGAAACACGAAUUUUAUCGAGUUUGUCUAUUCAUGUGAGCAAAUAGGCGGAUCAAAUCGUGAAAUCAGGUACUAUUUGAGUAAUGGGUGCUAUGACGAUAUGCCAAAAUAUUCGAAUGUACUUGAACAGAUUGAUUCAAACCAAACUGGCUCUUUCCAAACUUCAAUAAAUUACAGUGACGCCAGGGAAACUAUAAACAAUGAAACAGAUGAUGAUGAAGAGCUAUUAAAUUUGUUAGCGGAGAAAAAUAAUUCAAAUGCUAACAAUGAACGACAAGAAGACUGCGACAGAUCUCUAUUGGAUAAUGGAAACAUGAAAUGUCACCAUACUUGCAAGGACAAGUCAACUUGCCGCCAUCUUUGUUGCCGGGAAGGAAUUCCUAGAAACACCAGGCGUAAGGCAUCGAAACAGAGCAUGAUAAAGCAUACUGAGAGUGUGCAGCAAGAAGAACCAUCAUCAUCUAAGGAUGCAAGAAACGAUUUGCAGAAAGGAUUAUCUUCCUCCAAGAGUAUGCUCCCUAACCUUGACGAAUGUCAGCAAAUGGAGCCAGAGCCGGUUCUGGAAAAUCCAAUAAAUUCCCUUCCCAAGGUGUCUUCAGCGCAGCAGACACAAAAGAUCACAUAUAUAAUACCCUCAAGUUCCCCUAAACAGAGUAGCCCUUUCGAUACAUCGUUGUCUGACACUCAAGAUGCAGAUUUGCUAAACUUCUUAGGAUCCGACAUUGAAUUGGGCUAA